AUGGGCCCUGGAGAUCUCGCGGCACGGCAAGAAAUCGGUCGCCACCGGCUCCUUUUUGUAUUCGCCGGCGGUGCGGGUUCGCAGAUCCCAGUCGCGCCCGCGUACGAGAACCGCGGAGCCUUCAAAGGAACUGCCUUGCACUCGGUCGAGUACAGGAAUCCUGACGCGUGGGCUGGGAAGCACGGCAUCGUGAUCGGGACGGGGAAUACCGCCCAUGAUACAGUCGAAGACAUGCUGAGUGCGGGUCUUGCUUCCGUGACGGUAGGAGCUUGA
Molecule: messenger RNA, 273 nt
Organism: Rhinocladiella mackenziei CBS 650.93
Lineage: Eukaryota; Fungi; Ascomycota; Eurotiomycetes; Chaetothyriales; Herpotrichiellaceae
Exons: 1
Coding region: 1-273 (90 amino acids)
Molecular function (GO): NADP binding; flavin adenine dinucleotide binding; N,N-dimethylaniline monooxygenase activity
Source: RefSeq, a predicted model, not a curated record